Plutella xylostella (diamondback moth) is the source of this 723-nucleotide messenger RNA. It is a transcript of the gene MED10, whose product is annotated as mediator complex subunit 10. Gene Ontology annotation, molecular function: transcription coregulator activity. Gene Ontology annotation, cellular component: mediator complex. Gene Ontology annotation, biological process: regulation of transcription by RNA polymerase II. Lineage: Eukaryota; Metazoa; Arthropoda; Insecta; Lepidoptera; Plutellidae. The record is from RefSeq and is a predicted model, not a curated record.
GAUUAGAAUAGAACAGCAUCAAUCAGCUGUUUGUUUUUCUCCGUUUCUUCUAGUUUUUUCUCGCAUUGUGAGACAACGUUAUUAAUUCAUUUCAAUUUCGUUUACUUUCAAAUCGUGAGCUUCUAUAACAAAUAUCAGGAUGUCCUCAGCCGCCUUGGAAAAUCUGGAAACGCAGCUUGAAAUGUUCAUCGAAAAUGUCAGGCAAAUCCGAAUUAUUGUUAGUGAUUUCCAGCCACAGGGGCAAAGUGUUUUAAAUCAGAAAAUUCAAUCUUUGGUAACUGGGCUUCAGGAAGUGGACAAGCUGAAGUCUCAAGUUGGCGACAUACAUGUGCCUACAGAGGUAUUUGACUACAUAGACCAGGGUCGGAACCCGCAGCUGUACACCAAGGACUGCAUCGACAAGGCCCUCGCCAAGAAUGAGGAGGUGAAGGGAAAGAUCGACUCCUACAAGAGAUUCAAGAGCAAUCUCCUCUCGGAACUGUCCAAGACUUUCCCCAAUGAAAUAGCCAAGUACAAGGCUAUCCGAGGUGGUGAAUGAAUAUGUAGGAUAAGGUUUAGAUGUUAAGGUUUGAUAUUCUGUAAGACAGUUUUUGGAAAUGAUUAUUUAAACAUACUAGUUUAAGCAAAACUGAUGAUUUUUAAGCUCAAAUUAUUAUGUUCUUUUACAAGGAAUACAGUUUGGUUUUUUAUUUACUUAUAAAUAAAUCGGAAAAUAAUAAUUCA